UGAUGAGAGGCCACGGAGCGUUGCGAGAUCCCGGCUAAGUAUAGCGUUGCAUUUCUCCCCUUUGACUUCAGCCUCCACAGCAUGUACAAAAUACUCUCCAUAACGAUACCGCCUCCGCCUCCACCUUCUCUUCCAAACGCUAGAAUCAUAGCUCCGUCGCCUCUAUUGCCGCCGAAUGCUUCUACGACCAACGCGUCUCGUUUAGAGAAGAAAUUUCUCGUAACAGCCGCAAAAAAAUCGAACGGUAGGACUGAAACAUCAGAGUCGGCGUUCAGUACAUGCUUCUUCUUCUUCUAUGGCUGUUUGAUGGACCCCGAUGUACUCCAGACAGCUCUAGGAUUUCCCCAAGCUCCCGUCGUCUGCGAUUGCUGGGUUGAGGGCUUCUCGACGAAGACGUGGGGUAUGUAUCCGACACUGAUACCCCGUUCACGCGGGAAUAUUCCAGGGACUACGUGAAAUAUCGAUGAGGUAUCACAUUUCUUACGGCUUUAGGAGUAUGAAACUUCAGCCUUUACUUAGUGCACUUGUGAUAUCGAGUUAGACAACGGAGAGACGAUUCGUGAUUGCCGCACUUUCUGCUGGGCUGGGACUCCUGGAAGCCACGAUCUUAAGGAGGGGAGGUUCGAUCUUGUGCGAUAUCAAGAGUAUAUCAAGGGUUCCGUCGUCUGUAAAGAUCGGCUCAUGCUAAUCUAAACUUUUGUGU
Mytilinidion resinicola is the source of this 703-nucleotide messenger RNA. RefSeq lists its product as uncharacterized. The record is from RefSeq and is a predicted model, not a curated record. Bases 82 to 456 code for a protein of 124 amino acids. The transcript has a single exon. NCBI's taxonomy places the organism in Eukaryota, Fungi, Ascomycota, Dothideomycetes, Mytilinidiales, Mytilinidiaceae.